CUGGAUUCUUACCCGGAAGUUUACAUUUUGCUGUCACUAGAAGCAGGAUGGAAACAGUAGCUGCUGUUCUUUAAAAGUGAGUGCAGAGCAUCAUGGGGAACACAGAGAGUGUGGUGGUGCAGAAGCGACUGGCCCGCUUCCGCCCAGAGGAGCGGCCUGUGGUUGAGGGGGUUUUCGACAAACUCCAGGGCAAUACUGGGGGGACUGCGGGAUCCUCAGGGAAGACAGUCAUGGGAAAGGCCAUGACACUUGAGAUGCUGCAGUCCUCGAUGGGCGGCCUGGCAUCUGAUUCCAUGGUCAGGAGGAUCUACCAGUGCAUGUGUAGUAUUGACCCUGGACUGGCAGCAGCAGGAUCAUCUGGGAAGACCAGCACCCCUUCUUCCUCUGGAGUCGGUCGAGAGCAGUUGGUCAUCUUUCUGGCAGACACGCUGCGAGGCACUGCAGAAGAACGGGCUCCUCUUGUUAUGGCCAUGUCACAGUGUGGCGUCGCAGUGCCGUCAGCCGUCACAUGUGAGCAGGUAGCAGAGUUCCUACAGGACCUGAUUUCUGCUGUAGUUCAGAUUCUGGUCCAGAGAGGGCGUCUGCAGGGCUGGCAGCCAGAGAGAAUGGGUGAUGGUUCACUGGGUGUCAAACUACUAGCAGAGCAGAUGUGUUCUGAACUCAAACCCUCAGAUCAGGGACUUUGUGAUGUUUCGUGUCUAGAGGACUGGAUCUUCAGGGUCUCUCAGGUGUCAUUGUACAUUGAGAUGCUGGUAGCUGAGGGCCUGAAUGUGUCCCUGAGCGGGAGACCGACCCCCACCCUACUGCCCCCCUGCAGAGAGACACCAUGGAAAAACUUGAGGUGUAUGCUGGACCUCCCUACCUUAAUGUUUCUUGCACCACAGUUGCCAGACAGCUACAGCGCCCCCUGGAGGCUUGUGUUUUCCACACAGCUGCAUGGAGAGAGCUUUACCCGGAUGGUGGCCGGCCUGAUGAAGCGUGGGCCCACAUUGCUGCUUCUCAAAGACACAAAGGGACAUGUUUUUGGCGGCUUUGCAUCCCACGCCUGGGAGGUCAAACCUCAGUUCCAGGGUGACUCCAGAUGCUUCCUGUUCACAGUGUUCCCCACACUGAGAGUUUAUACGGCAACAGGAUACAACCAACAUUUCAUGUACCUCAACCAGAACCAGCAGACCAUGCCGAACGGACUGGGCAUGGGCGGUCAGCAUGGAUACUUUGGCCUGUGGCUGGACAGUGAUUUUGGCCGGGGUCACAGCCGUGCACGGCCUAAGUGCACCACCUACGGCAGCCCUCAGAUCUCUGGAGAGGAGGAUUUCACGCUGGACCUGAUGGAAGUGUGGGCGGUCGGCAAACCCCCAGAACCAGAGGAGGGCGAAGAGGGGCAGGGAAAGAAGAGUAUCUUGGAUGUGGAUCCAGAGGUCCAGGCCAUGAUGGAAAUGGCUGGGAAGACUCUGCACAGUCAGGGUCUUAGAGAGCCCGAGGAAGACGAGGACCAGUGACUGGAAACAGGGAGAUAGACCAAAACAAUCCUGAUGUAUUGAGGCUCCUCCUGGUACGGACAUGAGUAUAGAUGUAAUCACCUGACACGGCUGAAUAACCUCCACUUCUGACUUUAAGACAUGCCUCUGAUACCCACAGUGAUUACAGGUUUUCAGUCUUUCAUCCUGCUCAGACACUUCUGCUCCUCUUAAUGACCCACGAGGCUUCUUGUGUAAGAUGGUUUUUCAAAUCGUAUUCUUGUGGUCUUUACUUACAAUUCUUGACCACAGAUGAGAGUUGGAACGUAAGUCACCUGGUAAAUCACACGUUUUCCUUUCUCCCCUAAUCACAAAGAUUUGGUUCAUCACCUGCAUUACUGGUUAACACAUUUGUACAAUAUUUACAAACAAGAGUUCUCCUUAAGGUCUGAUUUCAAUGAUGAAGGAAUCCCUUUUAGAAUAACUUAGGAAAAAAUAUAAUUUGAGAAUCAGAACUUCUGCGUAAAUGUGUUUAUUGCUGAAGCAUUGAAAAUCCCUGCGUCAGUGUCUCCAGUUUUUAUUCUGAGCUGUUGUUGAUCAUUAUGAGUAUUUAAUAAACUUCUUCCAAAGUGA
Molecule: messenger RNA, 2090 nt
Organism: Labrus bergylta (ballan wrasse)
Lineage: Eukaryota; Metazoa; Chordata; Actinopteri; Labriformes; Labridae
Gene: meak7
Product: MTOR associated protein, eak-7 homolog
Biological process (GO): TOR signaling
Source: RefSeq, a predicted model, not a curated record